CACUGGCAGUCAUCAGGGACGACUGUUUGUUGGUUGUAAUUUAUUUUCGUCUUUGGUUCUACGUUCUAUCGUAAUGAUUAUUUUAUAAAUAUAAUAAGUACCUACUUAUUGUGAUUGUGAUAGCGUUUAGAAGUUUGUGAAAUUAAUAUUUUGUUAACAUUAUCAAAGAGAACUUUGAUGUUGUGGUUUUAGUGAUAAUAGUUUUUACAAUUUUAAGUUGCCACGAUGAAGUGUCUAGUGCUAGUGUUGUCGAUUCUGUCCGUCUCAUACGGAUACAAGAUUCUGGGUAUCUUCCCGGUGCCUUCACGUAGUCACGGUUUGCUGGCCAAGGGAAUCGUGGAUGCUCUGUUGAAUGCAGGACAUGAGGUAACUUGGGUAUCACCCUUCACAGACUGGAAAACUCAUAAAAACCUGAAACUGGUCGAUGUUAGUGACACAAUCAAACUGGUCGAGGGCAUUGACAUGACGCAGCAGAGGGAUGAACUCAAUUUCGUGAAGGAAUUCGCCAAGAACAUAACGACUAUCACCAACAAGAACCAGCGGCUUCGAGAGCUGGUCACCAGGGAGAACUUCGACGCGGUCGUCACUGAAUGGUUCUUCUCAGACACCGACGCCGGCUACGCAGCCGUGCAGCAGGCUCCGUGGAUCAUGCUCAAUGGUAUGGUCCUCCACCCCCACGUGGAGGGGCUGGUGGAUGAGGUUAGGUCCAUCUCCACCAUUCCCAUGAUGAUGUUCGACUUCCCCAUGCCGAUGACCUUUUGGCAACGACUCCUCAACACCUUCACCUAUAUCUCCAUGACCGCGUCGAUGAAGUUAGAAGAAUCGUCAACCGCGGCGCGGUACGAGUCACAGUUCGCGUCUUUGGCGAACGCGAGACGCGUUCAGCUGCCGCCGUUCAGCGAGGCAGUGAACAACGUGUCAAUACUGCUGGUGAACUCACACCCCUCCAUCGCUAGCGCACUCUCCUUACCUCCUAAUGUUAUCGACAUCGCUGGCUACCACAUCGACGAGGCGCAGCCCUUGCCUAAGGACAUCCAAGACAUCCUGGACUCGUCUCCACAAGGAGUGGUCUACUUCAGCAUGGGUUCAGUAGUGAAGUCGUCGAAACUCCCUGCUCACACCCGCAAAGACCUCAUCGAGAUGCUCGGCAGUGUCCCCUACACAGUGCUGUGGAAGUUUGAAGAGGAUAUCCAGGGACUACCCAAGAACAUAGUAGCCCGGAAGUGGUGGCCGCAAGCUAGUGUUUUAGCCCAUCCUAACGUGAGACUGUUCAUCACACACGGAGGGAUGUUGAGCACUCUUGAAGCCAUCCAUUACGGAGUACCUCUCCUAGCAGUACCGGUCUUCGGAGACCAGCCCAACAACGCGCAGCGCGCCGUGCGGUCUGGCUACGCGUUAUCAGUACCAUACAACCCGGAUAUGGGGCCAGAGCUGAAAGUAGCUUUGAAUAAGAUGCUUAAUGAUGACAGUUAUUAUAAGCAAGCGAAAUUCCUGUCAAAGUUGUUCAACAGCCGUCCGGUGCCUCCCUCCAAGCUCAUUUCACAUUACAUCGAGUUGGCGAUUGAGAGCAAAGGAGCGAAUCACCUCCGUUCAAAGACGUUCCUCUACUCCUGGUACCAGCGCUGGAUGGUUGACCAGCUGGCUUUCGUACUCUUAGUCCUGUACAUCGUCUACGCAGCUGCUACAAGAAUAAUUUGCAAACUCUUCUGCGGAGAGAAGACUAAAGAAGUUAAGAAAAAAGUGAAGAAGAAUUAAGCAGUGUUUCAUAAUUCUCGUUAGUGAAAACACUUUUAGGGGUGAUUCAGACCAUUAUUCUGAGUUGAUAUCAACUGAAAAUAAAUAAAUUCAAAAAACACAAAAAAUUUUAUGAUUUUUCCGACAGGAAAUUGCUAUUUAUAUCAACUUAGAAUCAUGGUCUGAAUUAUCCGUCUCAGUAUUCGUUACGAUGUCACUAACAUCCUGUAUAUAGGUUUACCCACCUACCAGUCAGUGGAUUAAUUAGGUACCACCUACUAAGUACAAAUAUAAUCAAAGUCUUUGUGAUAACAAGUGCCUUCUAAAUAAUAAAAUAAUGUUUUUUA
This is a messenger RNA of Pectinophora gossypiella (pink bollworm), 2081 nucleotides long. Its product is annotated as UDP-glucosyltransferase 2-like. The transcript is spliced from 10 exons. NCBI's taxonomy places the organism in Eukaryota, Metazoa, Arthropoda, Insecta, Lepidoptera, Gelechiidae. Gene Ontology annotation, molecular function: UDP-glycosyltransferase activity. The coding region runs from base 226 to 1755 and encodes 509 amino acids. The record is from RefSeq and is a predicted model, not a curated record.